GGUGGCGGCCGGCUGCGGGGCCCGGAGCGGAGACCGCGCCUCCCGGGAGAAGCUCAUCGUGGCCUUGAAGGCGUUGGGAAACAUCGGCAUUUCCACAGAGGCAUUGCGGGAAACUUUUCAGAGGUGCAUCGAAGACUCAUCUUUGCCUAUUGACGUUAGGAUUGCAGCCAUCGAGGCACACAGGCGGAUGCCGUGCGAGGAGCACCGCGACUACUUCCUGGGGCUCUUCCGGGACGAGGCCCAGGACCCGGAGCUGCGCAUCGCCUCCUACCUGGAGGUGAUGAAGUGCCCCACGUACAUCGUCAUCAAGACCAUCAAGCACGCCCUCAGCUCGGAGCAGGUCAACCAGGUGGGGUCGUUCGUGUGGAGCCACCUCGAGAACCUUCUUCACUCGUCGAUCCCGAGCCGCGUCGAGAUCCAGGGCCUGCUCCAGGACCACGACCUCGGCCGCAAGUUCAGCCGCGACAUGCGCAAGUUCUCGCGCAGCUUCGAGGGCUCCAUCUUCCUCGACGAGUACAACGCCGGAGGUAGCGUCGAGAGCAAUGUUAUUUUCUCCCCUAAGUCGUACAUACCUCGUUCUGCGAUGUUGAACCUCACCCUGGACCUGUUUGGAGAGUCUAUCAACGUGUUUGAGGUGUCCGCGCGCGCGGAGGGCUUCGAGCACUACGUGGAGUCUGUGUUCGGGCCCAAGAAGCCGCUCAACGCCCGGGUGGUGGAGGACCGGCUCCAGAGUUACCUGCGGUUGGUGCGCAGCGCAGGCGACGGCGACUCCCUCCCGGACCGGGUCCGCAACAUCUCCAAUGUCGUGCGGGAGAACAGGGACACCCCGCAGGUGAAACUGGGAUUCAAAAUUUUUGGCAACGAGUUCAGCUAUAACACAUUUGUGGGCAUGGAAGAGAUUAUGUCUGCUCUUUCGUCAGUGAACCCUGUGAAUAGAAUACAGCAGAUACUGUCUGGGAAGGAGAUAAACUUCAGCAAGGCGAUGCUGCUGUUGGACACGACCUACGUGGUGCCCACGGGCGUGGGGCUGCCUGUCUCCUUGAACGCCGUAGGGACCGGCGCCAUGAACGUGGUCCUGUCCGGCCUGCUCAAGGCUUCUGACUUCCUCACCACCCGCCACCUGGACAUCGAGAGCAAGAUACACCCGAGCAUUGCGCUUGACGUGGUCGGUACAAUGAGCGUGGAUGCGUACUACGCCAGCACAGCCAUCAAGCUGAAAACGAACCUGUACACGUCGACUGCAGUCGAAGGUCAGCUGAAGGUCAGAGGUGCGCGGCUGGUCAGCCUCAACUUCAACCUGCCCAAGAACAAGGCGGAGAUCUUCACCGCAGAGUCAGAGCUGAUCGUGGCGAGGGGCGGGGAGGAGGAGCCGCAGAUCGGGAUAACCGAGGGGCGGACGGACGCGCACGUCUGCACCUGGACCUGGCUGGACAAGACGCUGGGGCUCCAGUUCUGCGGCGACCUCCAGUUCCCCAACGCCAGCCUCAACAAGAACGCCUCCGACUUCAUCCUCAACGGCCCCACCAAGUUCUCGCUGUCCCUGCAGAAGGCCGAUCCCACUGCCAAGAAGUACUUGCUGGAGUACAAAUGGGAGUCCAACGACGACGCGACGGUGGUAAGCCUGGUGUUCGACACCCCGGGGUCGAGCGUGAAGCGGGAGGUGAGCGCCCGUCUCAACCUGGACAAGGACAGCCAGAACCUCACGCUGGUGCUCAACACGGGGAAGAACACCUACACGGCCGUCGGAAAUUACAAGAAUGAGGAAAAUGACCGAUUCAUGGCGGUCAGGAUAGAUACCAAUGGGGAGAGAAGUUUCGAUGCGCUCGUAGGGUUAAAGCGGACAGAAGAAAAGCACGGUUCUAGUUACUUUCCACGACUCUACAUCGUCAUAAGAAAUGAAACGAUUGUGGAGUUGAAAGGCUCGCUCCAGUGGGUGCGGAAGCACGGGGUGUCGCAGUGCACGGUGGACCUGCAGUUCGACACCAAGCGCGUCAGGACGCAGCUCCACGGCUACGUGCAGCGGGGCGACGCGCUACUGUCCCUCGUCGCGGAGCUCAACUACACCCUGCACGAUGGGCAGCCGCCAGAGCGGGUGCGACUGGAGGCCGGGGUGAGCCGGCGGCCGUCUCCCGGGCGCGAGGCGGCGGCCGACGUCGAGGGCGAUCUGCAGCUGGCGUCGUCCGUCUACCCGCACCUCAACUUCGUGUCCGCCUUCAAGUACCGGCAAAUCAAAGGCCACAUCGACCUGUUGGCCGAGAUAAAUGCCGGCCUGCAGAUGAAGGACGAGCGGAACAAGCUGUCUCUUCACUUCGUCUUCAUAGAGUUCAAGGCGUAUGAGGGGAACAAGAUAAGCGCCUCUCUUCAGAUCACGAAGCCCAACAGGAACAUCGACAUCAAGACGAGCGUGACGUACAGCAUCAUCGGGGCAACGGUCACUUUCGAAGUACGAGUUAAAUAUGCCAAAGAGAAAGAAGUUAUAACACUAUUAAGAUUGAGUUUCCCAAGAAGUACUAGAUUUUCAUUUCAAGGUCACUUGAAUGUUACUGUGCCUUUGUAUAGACCCAUGAUAUUGAACACAGACAUUACUGAAAAAGAAAAGAAUGAUUAUGAGGUGGACGUGUUCGCGACCUGGUUCAGCGGGAGCAACUACACGGUGAAGGGCUUCUACCAGGACCGGUCGACGGUGAAGGAGCUGAGCCACUCCCUGAAGCUACUGGCCUCGUCGACCACCUUCAGCGACGUCAUUCUCAUCGGCAAGUUGCACCACAGCGACUCGGAGUUCAAGCUGAGCGCUGAGGCGAACCAGAACGACAACAAGUAUGCAGUUCUGCUGAAACGUGCGACGAUCUCGCAAGAUGAGUUUGAGUCGUACGUCGAGGUGUGGUAUAAGGACAGCGUGUACAGCGCCACCAUGGCGGUCAACUUCUUCGAGAGGAAGCAACUGAAAGUUGAACUUCAUCUCGACAAGUACAGAGACAUCCACAUGCAGGUCAGAGCCCUGUCGAGGCCCGAGCUGAAAGUCGCGGACUUUGAACUGAAGUGGGACGCGAACCGCGACCCGGGGCAGAAGUUGUCGACCGGCAUCGAGCUCGUCGUUCACCGCCACCUCAACUACAGCACCAGCUUCGUCGUGUCUUUCCCGGGGAGGAGCGUGCACGGAGAGGCGGACGUCUCGCUGACGGGCACGCAGUACAAGUCGUCGGCGCACGUGGAGUGGAGCCCCCAGGACGCCGUCCACACGGAGACCACGGUGCUGUUCGAGAGGGAGGACGCGAUACUGCUGCAGGUCAGCUCUCACGUGCGGACGCCCUUCGAGCACUGGAAGUCCGCCAAGGUCGCCGGAGGGUUUCUGUACAAGGGCGACAGGGUCCGUGCGAACGGCACCAUGGAGUGGCAGGAGGACCAGCGCAUCUCUGCGGGCGUUUCCGGGGAGUACUCCCGGUCCGAGACGGACUUCCGGGCGGAGUUCAACACGUCCGUCACCAGCUCCAUUCCCCAGGUGACGCCCAUGUCCUUCAGCUUCUUCCACAAGCAGGACGCGGACCACGUCGACACCAACUUGUACAUGCAGUACAAGUCGGAGCACACCUUUGGGGCGCGCAGCACGUGGGAGAUGGCGCGCGAGCAGACGUGCACGAACGUGUCAGGGGCGGUGCUCCUGCUGACGCCGUACGCCGGCUACAGGCGGGGCAGCAUGGUGUGUGCCCUGGUGGUCACAGAGGACUGGGACAUGAGCGCCGGGGCGGACGUCAACAUCGACAGGAGGAAGUACACGCUGUCUGCGGAAGGGCACCUGAAGGACCUGAGCGACAGCAUGCUGGUGUUCAACCUGACGACGCCGAUUCACAACUACACGCGCGUCCAGGGCCGGCUCGGCUACUCCGAGGCUCGGAGGCACCUGGUGGCGGAGGUCACCAGCCCCCACGAGGUCAUCGGCGUCGAGGUCAUCUUCGACUGUGCCAGCUUCCACCGCUUCGACGUGAAGCUGAGCUUCGCGCCGGCCUUGGAGUUCCUCAACAGGACGCUGCUCGUCGCCUCGCUCAACGGGCAGAAGGCUGACUUCAGGAUCGGGUUCAACAGCCUCAUGGUCGGGUUCACCGGUGUGUCCCGCUUCGUCAGUUUCACGGACCUGGAGUACUCUUGCAAAGUGUACACUCCGCUGCUAGGCUUUGAGGAGAACGGCGUCACCCUGCGGCUGGUGUACACAAACAAGUUCAACGUUGACUUUGAGUGCGGGGCCCACGUCACAGAUACCAAGCUGGGGGUGAAGGCACGCGCGGCGGACAAGCCGCGGAUCUUCCGGGAGCUGCCGCGGCAGCUGACGGCCGGGGCGCUGGAGGACCGGCUGGCUGCCGGGGGCGACCCCGGGGGGGCCGGCGGUGCGGAGGGGGACGACGACUACGGCGACUACGGCGAGGAGGAGGAGGAGGCGGUGAGCUGGGCGGGGCUGCUCGAGGUCGACACGGUGCUGUACCCCACCAUGCGCGCCCAGCUGGACGUGGACGAGAAGGGGUCGCUCUACGUCGUCGCCGGGUCCCUCACGCUGCCCGACGGCACCGCGGAGCUCUACGACGAGUUCUCCUUCGUGGAUUACUUCGACAUGUCAAACCACUUAGAGCUGACCACGCCAUGUGACUGCUUCAAGGAGUUCAAGGAACAGUUCAAGUUCUACCUUGGAGUCGGAGGACAGAUGCAGAUGCUGCAUGAUUUUAGAGCAAAAAUCAAUAAUCACUGGCACAAGUUGGGGCUGACCGUGAACCACACCUACGAAGUGCUGGACGAUGCCGGCUCGGUGGGCGUCCGCUCCGUCGUGGUGAAGCUGUACACCCCGUUCGACGCCGUGCGGAAGUGCGACCUGGCGACCAUGAUGAUGGUCAACGGGAGCAGGUUCUCGGGGAACGUGACCAUCGAGACUGCCAACAGCAGCUUCGUGUGCAACGGCGAGUUCCAGAAGCUGCCAGGUUACUUGAGCGGGCAGGCAGAGUUGGCGGUGGAUCUUCCCGUCUUCAGGAUCCUGCCCGUCAGGACGGCUGUGCUUCUGGACCUGAACAGCGCUGUGAAGCAAGUCGAGGUCGAGGCGUAUGACGUGGACCUGGAGCAGAGCUUGUUGGCGGUGCAGCUGUCGUGGCAGCGGGACGGAGACCGGACGCUCCAGGCGAGCGGGCGGCUGGCGGCGCCCUCGCUCGCCCUUCCCGGCGCGAGCGGCAGCCUGACGUACGCGAGCGCCCCGGAGAGGGGCUUCCAGCACCUCGCCGCCCGGGCCCUCUUCCGGCGGCAGGAGUUCGUGCUGAACGGCAGCCUGGAGGGCGAAGCGCUCGUCGUCGAAGUGCAGACCCCCAUCCGCAAGCUCAGGAACGGGAGGUUGAGCGGAACUCUCACCUCCUCCGGAGCCGGAGUCAGUCUCUUCCGAGGGACCUACUCCGAUGUGGACCUGCAGGCGGAUGUCUCCGGGGACAUACGAUUGGUGCCCAGCAAACUGCUUCAGCUGAACUUCGUAUUUGUACCAGAGAUGGCAGACUAUGACUAUAAAAUUGGAUUACUUUUGAAAAAGAAAGAUCGUGACUAUGUCGCUUCUGCUGCAUUGUUCCAUCCUUACGGCAUAACUUACAACGCCAGCAGCAUUCUCACGGCCCGCUCUGCGACCGACUGGACUAUUGAUGCUGAUUUGUCCUUGGCUGAAGGCAUAACUCCAAAGCACGAGUUAAUCAGCGGGCGCGGCAAGUUUGCGAUGCUGAGUUUUGACAACAUUUCAGCUGAAUUCGACGCUGUGUCAGGGAUAGAAAAUUUUGAGAAAGUGAAGUUCGUAGGUAUUCACCAGAAGACUUCGAAAACCGGAAUGAUGAAGACAUUGUUCGACGUGGCGCAACAUAGGGGUGAGUUCACGGGCCGGUGGUCGUGGUUCUUCUUGGAGAACAUGAUGCUGAACGUGCUGACCAGCUACCGGUCGCCGAGCUCCGACAGGCACGCCCGGGCGGAAAUGUUCGUCCGGAACCCCAGGAAGUCGUACGAGCAGCUCACCCUCGGAUACGACCUCAGCCUCAACCGGGACAGCUGGCAGGCCGGGGCCAACUGCUCGAUGAGGCUCGUCUCGAGCAGCGACGUGUCGGCGACGGUGAACCUGAAGCUGCCGCCGCCCGGGCCGGAGGUGCACUCGGCCCACGGGGAGCUGCGCUACUCCAAGGACUUCUCCCGGGUCUUCCAGGACGCGUGGUACCGCGCCUACAACGCCCGGAUCAAGUACCAGCUGACGGGAGAGGUGACCAACACGGGGCGCGAUUUGGACGCAUCCUACGCAGUCACUUGGGGCGCGAAGAGCUUCAGAACCAUCAACAACAUCGUCAACGUGACUCAGGAAGGAGACCUGUUGGACGUCUCGUACGUGCUGAGGACUCCCAAUUAUCAGGAGGACACGUUCGUCACCAAGCUGUACCACAACCGCCAAGGCGACAAGCGCAACAUCAGAGCGAACGUGUACUGCCCCUCGAGCAACCCGUUCCUGACGGCGCUCGUCAACUACAAGAACCUCGGCAACAUGGACGGGAUGGUGAAGACCAACACCCCGGUCGAAGCCUUGUCCCACGUCGGAGUCAACUUCAGAACCUUGACGCAGCUCGGCGAGAACCAGAGAUACGCGGAGGUGUUCUGGCCAAACAACACAGCCUUGCUGGACUCCCGCUACACCUACGACAAGACCAACACGGAGACCUCCAUCGUCGGCUCGGCGGUGGUGGAGAUACCAGUGGCCACGCGGCACAUCGCCCGGGUGGAGUACGACUACAAGGAGAAGCCGCUCAACACGACGGGGCACGCCUCCGUCGAGUACAACGGGGACCGGUUCGUGGAGGCCAAGUACAGGUGCGACUCGGAGUCGUCGGCGGGGUUCGAGAAGGACGUCGUGAACGUGGAGGUGGAGAACGGCUUCACUCCCGUCGGCAUAUUCUACGUGCACCAGUUGGAGUACAGCGCGGGCGUGGCGGGCUCGAACCUCCCCACCACGGAUAAGAAGCAUGUGGAAGUCUUCAAGUUGCGUGACAAGAAGAGCUUCAAUUUGACGGGCGAGUUGGAUGUUAGGAGUUUCCUCACUGGGAAAAACAUAACUAUUAAAGCGUUCCACGUGAACAAGAUGGCCAAGUUCAGCACGGAGUACGAGUACCUGGACCAGGAGUACCGGCAGAAGUCCCGGUGCGACCUGGCGCCCCACGUGUGGGCCAGCUACGACUUGAAGAUCCUCAACAAGACCAAGGACGACAGGAAGGAGGAGCAUCUGGAACUGGACAUCUUGUACCCGCGGCGGGACUUCAACAUCAAGGGCUACUACCAGCUGACCAAGUACCUGUUCUCAUCGGAGGUGUCCUUGGCGUGGGACAAGCUGGUGAGGACCAAGUCCCUGGGCGCGUCCCUCGACUGGAAGAGGCUGAGCGACGGGCAGAACCGGCAGCACGCGGUCGUCAGCAUCAAGCACCCGUCCUUCAAGAAGGAUGUGACCUUGAACGCACAGUACGUGCGCAACAGCAGGUCCGUCGUGGACCUGUCGUCCAACCUGAUCUACUCCUCCGACGACAGGAAGAACUUUGUGCUGACGGGCAGCGUCCAGGACAACUCCGUCCCGCCGCUGAGGAAGUACGACCUGGCCAUCGUGGGCAGCCACCCUGAGACACACCUGGACAUGAAGCUGAAGAGCGCCGCGCAGUGGGACGGCCACGUGUACAAGGCUCACGGCACGGCGCACUACAAGCGCACGUACUUGCCGCUGCAGAAGGGCGAGUUCCUGCUGCUGCUGGACAAGCUGGAGAAGGAAUUCGAGUUUGAGAAGAAAACGCUGAGGGAGCUGUCGUUCCUGCGAGCCAAAUUCGAACCCGACCACCCAGUCUACACCCUGACGGGCGCCCUCAAGAACGGGACCAGCACGCUCGACGCCAACGCUCUCUUCUACAUAGACUUGCGGGAGAAGCUGGUCGAAGGGACAGUCAACUACACUCCAGAGGCGACCGAAAACUUCCAAAUGUAUGGGAAGAUACCAGACUCGAGGAAUGCAGCCUUCAAUGCGUGGAGGAACUACGAAGAUGCCAGCAUCUCGGAUGCUUCUUUCUACCUGCGGCUGAACCACUCCCACCUGGUCACCUCCAAGAUGGUGUGGCGUCCUGAGAUCACCAGCGAGCUGAAGUCCCUGGUGGAGGAGUGGUUGUCGGCGAUCGUGACCAGCGUCGUCGAGUCCGUCAACUACUGGAAGGUGUACGUGCGGUCGGAGACCAAGGAAGCCAUCAACGACAUCUGGCUCGACGCCAAGUCGGAGAUGCAGCCCUUCCUCGACGACAUCAGUGAGCUACAUGUCCUGGUAGAUGAUUUGGAAGACUUCAAGAAAUUUCUCAACGAGUCGUACUACGCAAAUGACUUUUACAUUCAAGAUGUGGUUAAAGUGUUAAAUUUUCUCGUGGAUGAGUUUUCGCUAAGGGGCCACGUGGACUCCGUGCCGAGGAUCGUGAACGAGAUCUGGGCGGUGAUGGGCGAGUCUGGCGAGGCAGCGCAUCGCUCCGUCACCUGGAUCAUCGAGACCAUCAAAGACACUUACAAGAAAGUGGUGGACUUUGUGAAAAGUUUUCUGAAAGGUGACUCAACAGAAUAUGUCUCGGCAAUCCUUGAUGACGUCGUAGAAAAGUAUGACAAGUUCGUGAAGGACAUCCACCUGUCGUUCGUGAAGCAGCUGGAGGACUUUUGGAGCACCAUGUCGAAGGCUCUCCAGGAACACUGGAACACGUUCCUGGAGACUGUCGAACCGACGUUCAUCCACGCCAUCCACUACCUCGAGGCGCUCGCCUGGAAUGCCAGCAAAGAGAUCACGGCGUUCCUGUACGAGCGGAAGCUCGACAUAGUAGAUUCAUACUACUACAACCAGUUUGCGAACCUCACCCAGGACAUUGACAGGAUAUACCGUGACAUCAAUAAGAACGAUAUCAUCACAAACAUCAGGAAGUACUCCAAACUGAUAUUUGAGUUCGUCAAGGAGAAGUACUUUUCUCUUGUCCCCUUUGGUAAGGAACUAGAAGAGAUUCUCUCGGAAAUUAUUGGUGAGUUUCGUGAGCUGGGGAAGCUGCCAUCAGUCCACUAUGCCAUUGAAACAUACAACACCUUAUAUGCUAAAGUGGCGUGGGUGUACGAGUACCUGGACGUGGGCGGCCGGCUCCAGUACGCGGUGGCGCUCCUGCACUCCAAGCUGACCGACAUGACGCAGACGGCGCUGCAGGCCGAGAGCAGGUACCGGGAAGCUAAAACAAAAUUCAUAUUCGAUCCUGAGAAUGGCCGGGUUGAGUUGGAGCAGAAGCUGCCCAUGUCUUGGCAUGCCUUCAACGAGACCCCAAAGUUCGAGGAGAUCCCAGAAUAUAAAAUGAUAACAAGCAUUCCUACCUUUUUGGCAUUUUCAAAUGUUACAUUCUGGUCUCUGUACUACGAAUACAAGCCGUUCACGGACCCGACCAAUUGGCUGCCGCCGUUUAGAGCCCAGGCCAUGCUCGCCGGCCCGCAGAACUUCGUGACCUUCGACAAGCGCUUCUUCCAGUUCCGCGGCUCCUGCGCCUACCUGCUGGCCAAUGACUUCGUCGACUACAACUUCUCCCUCGUCGUCAGCUACGACGGCCAGGGGAGCGAUGAGUACGAGAUCGCACUCGUCGUGGGCAAGGACAUCGUCCUGAUAAACCUCUUCCGAGAUUCCGUAGUUGUCCAGAAGGAAGGAGUGAAGAAGCUACCCGCACAGCUCAAGGACACGUACGUCUACCAAGAAGCGGAGAUGGUCUACAUCGAGAACUCGAACGGAUUUACCAUCCAGUGCAACAUGAAGUUUGACGUUUGCACGGUCGUUCUUGAAGGCUGGUACUUCGGGAAGACUGCGGGGCUGCUGGGCACGAUGAACAACGAGCCCGGUGACGACGCGCUGGCCUCGUCGGGCGCUCCGGAGCCCGACCUGGGGCGCCUGGCGCGCAGCUGGUCCGUGGGGCCGGCCGCCUGCGCCUCCGACCGGAACCUCGCCGCGGUCCCGCGUGCCCCCGUCGACCCUACGGUCGCCGACGUCUGCCGGGCGCUGUUUCAGUCCAAGGCGUCCGACUUCGCCACCUGCUUCCCUGUGCUGGACCCAGCGCCCUUCCUGCACAUGUGCCUGAGCAGCCGGGACGCGGAGAUGCGGGACCCUUGCACCGCCGCCAUGGCCUACAUGCAGGCCUGCCUCAUGGAGAACACGCCCCUCCGGAUACCAGACGUCUGCGUCAGGUGCCGGGACGCCGCCGGCCGGGAGCUGGUGGAGGGCAACUUCCAGAAGCUGGAGGGGGAGCGGGUGCCUCGCUCCGGAGACGUGGUGUUCCUGCUGGAGGGGAAGGCGUGCAACAGGGACGUGCGCGCCCGGCGGAACCUGGACGUGCUUCUGGCGGCCGUGGGCAAGGAGCUGGCAGCCGCGGGGCUCGUCGACAACCGAUACGGGCUGGUCGUGUUUGGAGGGGAGGGAGUGUACGACCAGCCUCGCAGCGUCGUCGUCGGCAACAAAGUCUUUGCCACCCUGGAGCAGUUUGGACAGUACUUCGACAACAUCCCAGUCGGGAUGGGCAGCAACGACACCUUUGGAGCCAUCCGCUAUGCAGCACGGCUGAUGUUCCGCCCAGGGGUGUCCAAGACGUUCGUGCUCUUGCCGUGCUCCAACUGCGACUCCGCCAACAUGACGUUGGACUACACGGUGCUUCACCAAGUUCUUCUCGAGAGUGAUAUAACCCUCCAUAUAAUAAUGAGCGGUAUUUUCAAGCUGGACAAGGCCAAGUUCAACAAGGCAUUCUACGGCAUCGACACAAACACGGCCUUCACGAAGAAUGAUGUGAAGCAGCUGAAGGGAUCCGUGGAGCUGCGCAGGCAGGUGAAGAUGCCCAAGUCGCAGAUCGGUCUGUGCGCGCCUCUGGCCCUGGAGACCAAUGGGACGAUCUUCAGCGUGCGCAAGCUGGAGGCAGCGAAGAAGAAGGCCGCCAAGAAGAUGGCGACGGUGUUUGCGCGCCGGCUGGCGCUCACGGCGGGCCCCGGAGAUUGCCAGACCUGCGAGUGCACGGCCGACAACAACGGCAUGAGCUUCAUGGAGUGCUUCCCGUGCCACGUGCCCGCGCCAUCCUCCGUCGACUACGAGGAGUUCAUUACAGAUGACGAAGAUCUGGAAACUUUCUUAUAUGACGACGCAGAGGAAGAGAAGUGAAUGAAGUUUUGCAGUUUGUUGCAUUGAGUAAUUAAGUUUAUUUAUGUCUGAAUGUAAUUAUGUAUAUAUUUUUACAAUCAUUCAUUUAAUUUAUAGUAUUAUAAAAACGGGGACUGUCACUAGACUACAGAUAAGUUUAAUGUAAAAAACAAAAUAAGAAAGGAUAACUAGUGUUAGCUUUUGUACGUCAGGUUAGGAUCUGCAGAGAAAUUUCUUCUUGUACUGGUUUUGUUUGUAUGUAUUCAAUAGAUUUGUGAAUGUUUUCAUGUCUAUCAAAAUUUAGUGUUAUUCUGGGUAUAUUUAAGUAGUUGAAGAUAUUCUUAAAAUUUCAGAUGUUUACAAAAUAAAUUAAUAAAUGAUUAAUAAGAUAGCAUUUUGAGCUACCAUAGAGUUUCAACAGACAAACUAAUUAUCAUCCUUUUCCUUUUUCAUCCCUUUACAUUUAUACAGUAUAACCUCAUUUUUAUAUAUUUCAAGGGACCAGGAAAUAAAUAUGUAAAAACUGGGAAAAUGCAAAAUGAGGGAAAUGUUCAAAUUUUUUUUAUCAUCUCACUAUAUGGGAAACAAUAAGAAAAUAUAUACCACACUAAAUAAUAUGUCAGAGACUGUUACAUUUUUAUAUAUUAACUAGAACUUCACUAUCUCACAUAAUUAAAAUUAUAAAUAUAUCCAAUAUCUGCGUUCUUCAUUAUUGCCGAAAAUUAAACAUGACAUUUGCUGUUCUUGUGUAAGAGAAUAAUGUUGAAGCAUCUUGAUAUAGCCACUUGGUCUGCUGAAAUUUUGUAACAAUUGAUUUUUGAACUUUGUAUUUAAUUACGUGUUAAAGUUAUAUUAAUUUCAGAUUUUUUGAGAAAUAAUACGAUAAAACGAUAGCUACCACCAUCAAUAUAAUUGUUUACGUUGAGGAAUAGAAGUUAAAUUGUCAUUGCAUUGUUUGGAUAUUCAUUGCAGCCAUUUGACUUUUCAGAAUGUUUCUAAUGUGUUAAAAUGAACAUCGCCGAAUAUGCACGAAG
This is a messenger RNA of Bacillus rossius redtenbacheri, 12228 nucleotides long. RefSeq lists its product as uncharacterized. NCBI's taxonomy places the organism in Eukaryota, Metazoa, Arthropoda, Insecta, Phasmatodea, Bacillidae. The transcript is spliced from 65 exons. Gene Ontology annotation, biological process: lipid transport. The coding region runs from base 188 to 11215 and encodes 3675 amino acids. Gene Ontology annotation, molecular function: lipid carrier activity. The record is from RefSeq and is a predicted model, not a curated record.